This is a messenger RNA of Mizuhopecten yessoensis (Yesso scallop), 4519 nucleotides long. Its product is annotated as renin receptor-like. The transcript has 8 exons. NCBI's taxonomy places the organism in Eukaryota, Metazoa, Mollusca, Bivalvia, Pectinida, Pectinidae. The record is from RefSeq and is a predicted model, not a curated record. Gene Ontology annotation, molecular function: signaling receptor activity. Gene Ontology annotation, cellular component: membrane; external side of plasma membrane. The coding region runs from base 50 to 1129 and encodes 359 amino acids. Gene Ontology annotation, biological process: positive regulation of Wnt signaling pathway.
CUUGAUACGGUCCCGUAGUCUCUGACGUCGUGUCACAUGGCUAUGCAAAAUGGCGACUGACAGAACACUUCCGUUGUUUCUUGCUGUAAUAUUUGGACUGAUUAUAGCAGGAGUUUUCUCCCAGGAAUUAGUUGUGACACAUGCUCCAAAGUAUGUACACUUCCAAGAACAGUCAGAAAAACUACAGGCCAGUGAUGUACCUAAAGUGAUCUCUCACACCCUCGGACUUCCAGCAGAGGAGGUGUCAUGGACUGGCAUUAAACAUGGAUCAUUGUUUAAGCGACCCAAAGCCAAUGUUCUUAUCUCCGUGACAGGAUACGAGGGCAUCAAACAGAAUCCUCUCAAACUAAAGAAUGUGGCCACGUAUCCAGUCAAAAGUGAUGUGCCAAGUUUGGAUAUUGUUGGACUUAUGAACAACCUACAGAACGCUUUCUUUGACAAGAACCCUCUUCUCUUGGAUGCUGGAGUGGAUAACAAUUUUUUUGAUGUGCACACAGACUUUGAUGUAUUCCGUAAGAUCCCCGACACGAUGCGCCAUAUGGCUGACAGGCUAAUGGACUCCGACUCUAUCCUCCAGUCUCUCACCACGGGAACACUCAACUCAUCCUCUCCGACCCACCUCAAACUCAUGGGCGAACUCCAGAUGAUCCAAGACGUCUUCAGCACUGUGUCUGAUAAACCAGAGCUACUUUCUUCCAAAUCACCAGACCUUCUGUCUUUCAACAUUGGUGGUCUACAAGAUGUCGCUGAAAAACAUGGUGCUGAGUCGUCUGAGGCAGCCGAUGCUUCAAACCUAGUCACAGACUUUAUUCACAAGAUCACAGAGGACUUCCGUAACCUCUACAAGGACAAUGUUGUAGUGGAAGUGUUGACCUUGACCCCACAAGGAGGCUACGUAAGGAAGGCCAGAAGUCUCAAGGCCACAGCUGAGGCGACAGGUGCUAGCUCGGAAUUGAAUUUAUCCAAGGACUACGAUCAAGACUACCCUAGCGUAUUCAACAUCAUUCUGUGGUUUAUGAUCAUCAUGGCCAUUGUGUUGUUUGCUGUCUGCUACGGCAUGUGGAAUAUGGACCCUGGCCGAGACAGCAUCAUUUACAGGAUGACCACCACACGUCUAAAGAAGGAUUAAAUCUUGUCGAGACCUCCAUGUUUGAUCGUCAUAGCUAUUUGUGUUUGUGGGUAAAGAGCCACAAUAUGUAAGGUGGUGUUUAAAGAGUUGAAGAUAUUUAAUAUCAAUAUUAAGAUUAAUAUGGAUUAAUCCACUUUUUGACAAUUAACUGGAGAAGGUAAAACUGUGAAAUUCGAUGAAAAAUUGGAAUUGAAGCCAGAAAAUCUCCACCUUUAAUCAUAUAGAUUUUGCCAAAAAAAUCACCACUGCUUCAGAAACUAAUUUUAUAAAAUACAUUUAACCGAACAACAGUCUGAAUGUAAGAUGGAAGAAAGUGAAUUAGAUUUAAACUGUAGAUCAAACGAUCAUACUGAUAUUCCUUUGUAAAAUGGUGGAUAUUUUUGCUUCAAACGUAGAGUGAAUCUUGUAUCUGUUUUCAUAUAUGUUUACAUGUAUUUAGAUAAUGGUGUAUCUAGUCGAGUCUUAACUGGACGUAACAAAGUACUAUAGUUUGAUUCAAAAAACGUUGCUAUUUAUUAACUAAUAUGAAGAUGAUUUCAAUAUAUAAAUUCAUUGUUAUAAGUUGUAUCUAAUUCUAGGUAAGUGGUUGCGUCGAUCGUAGCUGUUUCUUUGAUUGUGAUGUGUAUACAGUGUGUGGAGUGAAUGAAUGGUUAUAUAAAUAUUUACAUUGAUUUGUUUAUCAUUCCUGCUGUUUCAGUCCCUAUCCCUUGUAUAGCGUACUUUAUAUAAAAUCCACCUGGUGUAGACGGAAGAUGUUGUCAUGUAACAUUGAAUUUUUAUAAUAAUACAAUCCUUAGAAUUCCAUUAUCAUUUUUCGGAGAAUUUAGUUUGAAAAUGUCAGUGAUAAUUAAGAAAACAGUUUUGACUGGUAAUUAAAUAAUAAUUAAACCCCCCAAAAUUACAUUCUUUGGAGAAAUUUAUAUCACAAAAUCAGUGAAAAUUAUGAAAACAGAUGUGGUUGACUUACAAAAUUCAUUGUUUCAAGUACACAUCUUCUGACUGCGCUGACUUUGUGAAGCUGACGAUGUGAUAGAGUGCUAGUACAGGAGAGUCCAUCUCGCUGUGUAUGUGUGUGUACAUGUGUGUAUAUGUAAAUGAUUAUAUAUUAAUUAGCAGUCAUUAUCGUACUAAUGGACCAUUCAUUGUAUGUCAUAGUAUUUUGUAAGUCAUUACACAAAGUUAUGAAUAAUUGUAUGAAAACAUGUUACUUGCCCCUUGAUAGCUUGAUGUAUGUAAACUUUAAAUUGUUGUAGAUUACAGCAACUUAGAAUUAAACCCCCAUUGCUGUUCCUUUCUAUUUGAGUUAAAAUCACUUGAAACACGAUGGCAAAGACUUCUGUCUCUGCAGCAUAUUAUUUAAAAAACGGGACAUGCACUUUUGGUAUCAGUUAAUAAACUUACAAAAUUUUACACAUGUGGAAAGCUUAGAACCUCAAAUCCUUGUAGACUAAAAUUUUGAAUCAAAGUACAGUGUACACAAAAGUUGUUUUUACCAUAAUUUAAAAAGUAUUAUGUAAUACGAAAGUUGAUUUUUGUAAUGCUUACCUCCAGAAAUAUUAAUAAUUUGUAGCAACACACCUGUACCUAUAAACCAGAAAUUGUAUCGAAGAUAAAUAUUCUGUGCACAGGGUAAUUUUUGUAAGUACAUGUAGUAGUGUUGUUUUCAUGGCAGAUAUAUUUUCACAAUAAAUGAUAAAUGUGCAAGUUCAGCUAGACUGUGGACUUCUCUAGCAAGUUAACAUUACAUUCACAGCAGUUUCCUAAUAACUGCAAUUUCAGCGUUGUACAAAUUUUACUUAGUCUUUUGACACGAUUGGUAACGCAAGUGUGAGAUGUCAAAAGAGUGUACAUACUGCAUUGUGCUGGGGAUCUAUACCCGAUAUCUGUGGUCGACAUUCCUCCCUUAUGUAAUCUGCAUUUAGAUGUGCAUACCAUUCCUCUAGUCUAUCAAAUGGACUAUUAACACAUUUCUGUGAUAUAUUUUACGACUGCAUGCAUUGUAUAAGGCUUCCAUUCUCUGAUGGUUUCAAACUUUGAGUUAGAGGUUGUCAAAUUACAUACAAAAAAGAUCCAUUUUGAGCGAAUUUCCUGAACGUUUCAUACAUCUUAAUUUUUCAUCAUAGAUCAAUACAUGUACAUUCAUAUCUAUCCACUGUAUUGAGUUUUUCUUCUAAAAUGUAACAAAGCGGAAAGUUGAGCUGGUAGUCCAGAAAAUUACAUGUACACUGUAGGCAGGCUUGUAUGGAGAGUAAAGUUGUUUCAGAUUGAGGGUAUGUAGUGGAGAGUAUUAAGGAAAUUAUAUGACAGUUUAUAGUAUUGAUCUCUAUUGUAAUACAUGUAUGUGUAUCAAUUAUAUAAGCUGCCAUCAUGGUCGUCUGAAAAGGCAUGCUUCCCGAACACUGAUAGUGAUCAGGACGGAGUUGAAAGAAGUUCAUUCGCUAGUGAUCAGGACGGAGUUGAAAGAAGUUCAUUCGCUAGUGAUCAGGACGGAGUUGAAAGAAGUUUCUUUCGCUAAUGAUACUUUUAGAUCAAACUUGAUUUUUUGAGGAUUUGAGCAUUUUUGUGAACAAGAAUUAUAGAAGGAUAUUCGUUUUGAGUCCCAGGAAAUCAAUAUUUUGUUUUUAGUUUUUUUAAUUAUCAAAUAUCUGAAAUUCAAAUUUGCAUUAACUAGAAUGUCAUUACCGGGUAAACUAAUGGUGCUCAACCCAACUAACUUUAUGAACUCGUCAUGGUAAUUGUACGUUGUUGUUACUCGGAUCUAUUCAUUUCCAUGGAUUCAGAAUGAUUCACCCAAGACAAAAACUUGAGAAGAAAACACUUGCAUGUUUAAAACAAUAUGGGUAAAUUUAUAUUUGAAAAUUUUGGACAAUUAAGUCUGAUACACCGAAGUCAGGACCUAAUUCCUUUCAAGAUUUUCUAAAGCGAAAAUGUCCAGACUAACGAGGGUUCAUUGAAUUGUAUCUAAAUAUAGAUAAUUAUUAUAACAUUUAAGCAUUUUUAUGAUAUUCUGAUUUAAUAUUUGCUUGUAAUUUAUAUAUAUAAUGUGAUAAUUUUUUUGUUUUUAUUAUUCGAGUUUAUUUUGGUCCACUCAUUCCCAUACUUGAAAGUAAACUUAGUCUUCUUUUUCUUGUUUCAAAUGCAAGAAAAUUACCAUUGUUGUACAUCAGUGUGUGGUGACAACAGUACCAAAUAAAUAUUAAAUGACAUUUUACCAGUGUAGAUGAAUGUUAAGAUAUUCUCAUCCAGUAACCAGGAACAAAUGUAUCCCUAUAUAUGUUUAAACUAGAUCAUUGUCUCAUUUUCUUGCAUAUCACGAGAUAUUAAAUUGCACUUAUGUAUGUACAUUGGUGGGUAGAUUUAUCAUGAUAAUAAAUCCAGUAUAAGGUACAA